This is a messenger RNA of Vitis vinifera (wine grape), 3125 nucleotides long. RefSeq names its product synaptonemal complex protein 2. Lineage: Eukaryota; Viridiplantae; Streptophyta; Magnoliopsida; Vitales; Vitaceae. Bases 1 to 2631 code for a protein of 876 amino acids. Gene Ontology annotation, biological process: reciprocal meiotic recombination. The record is from RefSeq and is a predicted model, not a curated record. The transcript has 19 exons.
AUGCAUAAGCUAGGGUUUUCGGGCCUCAAGAGCUUGGAUCAAUUCAAAUCUUUAUCAGGAUCCAUCCCUGGAACCGCAAAAACCUUUUCCGUUCCUGGUCGUCCAUCUUCAGAUUCGAUCACAUUAGGAAGUUUUGCGAAUUUGAAGCUCACUGCAGAGAAAUUGGUUAAAGAGCAAGCGUCUGUGAAAACUGACCUUGAAAUGGCGAAUUCUAAGCUGAAGAAAUCAAUGGAGGAUAUCCAGAUAUUGGAGGAAAAGUUGCAGUACGCUCUUAAUGAGAAUGCAAAGCUCAAAGUGAAGCAGAAAGAGGAUGAAAAGCUCUGGACAGGGUUGGAAUCAAAAUUCUUUUCAACAAAGACCUUAUGCGAGCAGCUCACUGAAACUUUGCAGCACUUGGCUUGCCAGGUUCAGGAUGCUGAAAAAGAUAAGGAACUUUUCGAAGACAAACUAUCUGCAAGUUCAGUGGCUUUUGAUGGUUUAAAUGAUCAGAUGAAUGGUCUGUCUUUGAAAUUGGAGUCUGCGGAGGAAAGCAUAAAAAAUUAUGAGAAAGAGCUGAAGGAACUUAAAAUUCAGCAAGAGGAAAGGGAGCAGUUUCACAGAGAUGAGCAAUGCAAAACUGCCAAUCUCCUAGAGGAAAAAGAUGCUAUGAUCAAGCAGUUUGAAGCAACUGUAGCUGCUAGUAGGUUGGCCACAGAGAGCUUGAACUCUAAAUUGGAAGAAGUGCAUAUUGAGUUAAGAUUGAAAGAAGAUGAGUUUAAACAUUUGAUAGCUUCUCAAGAGAACUUGGAGAAAGAAAAGAGUCAUCUUCAAUUGAGCAAUGAUGAUUUUGCUAAACGAUUAGCCCUAUCACUCCACGAGAGAAAAAUAAUUGAAGAUUUGGUUCAAAAGUGGUCUGUAAAGUUGAUUGACUUGGAUAAACAAAGUUUGAAUUUUUCAGACAAGUUUGAUCAGCUAAACCACAUGAACUGCUCUUAUGUCAAGCUGGCUCAGCAGGAGAGAGACCUUGCUGCUAAGCAUUCUCAACAACAAUACGCUCAACUCCAUCGUACAUUCUUGUGCAUUGCAUCUGAAAAAGAUGCAUUACAGCUGAAAAAUCAGGUGUUAAACAAUAAGGUUGUUGAACUUCAGGAAGCCCACAAUUUUGUAACAGCACAGCUUGCAGAGGAAUGCCGCUUAGCAGGGGAGAAAAUUCAGACGUUGGAGUCAGAAGUAGAAAAUCUUGUCUCAAGGAAGAUCGACAAGGAGAUGUUAGUUACCAAGUUAGAGGAGAUUAUUAACACUCAAUCAGAAAGUUUGAAAUCAUCUGAGAAUAAAAUGAAAGAUUUAUUACUGAAAUUGUCAACACUAGAAACUGAGAACAAAGAUAAUACUGAGAAAUUACAAGCAGAGAUACUAAAAAGGGCAGAUAAAAUAGAAAUUCUGCAAAAGGAGGGUGAGAAGGAUAAGCAACAUGUAGAUUCAUUGGAGAAUCAAGUCAGCCAGCUCCAAAACAUCUUGCAGGAGAAGGAACAGCUUAUUCUGCAGUAUAAGGACAGAGUGAAGCAGCUGGAAGUUCAAAAUAUAGAGAAUCAGGCAUUGCUAGAUGCUGCUGAGAGUAAAAUUACAGAAACCAAGAAGCAAUACGAUCUGAUGCUUGAAACUAAACAAUUAGAGUUAUCAAGGCAUUUGAAGGAAAUAUCUCAGAGGAAUGAUCAGGCAAUUAAUGACAUCCGGAAGAAGUAUGAGGUGGAGAAAUUAGAGAUUAUCAAUCUUGAGAAAGAAAAGAUGGAUGAAGUUGUCAGGGAAAUGGAAAGAAAAUGUGACCAGAAACUUGCAGAAUGCAAAGAAGAAUCAAGGCUGUAUUUGAUGCACAUUCAAGAGGAACACACCAAUUUGAUCACUCGUAUUCAGCAAGAGCAUGAUAGAAAGGAGCUGAGUCUUAAAGCUGACCACAGUGAAGAGCUUAAACGUGUCCAGCUUCAAGCUGAAGAUGACUUGAGAGAGAAAACAAUUUUACUCAGAAAUGAGCAUGAAGUUCAGAUUAAAGUCUUGAGACACCAGCAUGAGGAUGAGUGCAAGAAGCUCCAAGAGGAAUUAGAUCGUCAGAAGUCCAGAGAAGACAGACAGAGAGCUUUAUUGCAAUUGCAGUGGAAAGUAAUGAGUGACAAAACACAAGAGGAUCCAGAAGUGAAUUCAAAAAAGGAUUACUCCAUUUCAUCAAUUAAGAUGAGAGACUCUAGUAACAGAAAAAGAAGUCAGUGUGCACUGGUAAGAGUGGAAAACAGAGAGAAGGAUUCACCUUUUCCGGGAGCAACACAAACACCAGUUUCAAACUUGUUGAAGAAAGUAGAGAACGUGAAUCCAGGAAGUGCAAUAAGUGUUCCCAAACAUAGUAAGAAGGUAACUCACCAUGAGUAUGAAGUUGAGACAACUAAUGGAAGAACAAUUACAAAACGAAGAAAAACAAAAAGUACAGUCAUGUUUGGGGAUCCAAGAAAACAUAAGAAGGCCAAUACACCCAAAGCCCAUACUCCCAGAACUAUUGUCAAGGAAAUUAAGGGAGAUAGGCAUCUACACCCUUCAAAUAUAGGCGAGUUAUUUUCAGAAGGCUCUCUUAAUCCAUAUGCAGAUGAUCCUUAUGCAUUUGAUUAGAGGGAGUUGAUAAUGCAAUGACAAAUAUUGAAGCUUCAGAGCAGACAAUUCGAAUGUGAUUCAUCUGACUGCCUCACUAUAUCUGGAGUAAAUGAACUUUGUCCUGCAUAAAGGAAUCGGAGUAGAAGAGUCUUCUAUUGCAUUAUUGUAAGACACGAGAUGUACUUGUUUUGUCUGGAUAACUGUCUUACUGCUGGUUUAGUUUGUUUAGACUAUCAGAUUCUAGAGAAUUUAAGAAAUUGUAUGGAGGGCAUAUUCUUGACUGCAGCAAAAUUGUAUUCCGUUGCAGUUGGCAUGGUGUGAUUUGACACCUUCAUUGGAUUUGGAUAUACAGGUAAGUACACAGGUGCGGCUAUCCAGAACUUGCCACUGUUUGGGUUGUGGACAUGACUAAUAUUUAGACAUUGCAGCUAAAUGACCACUAUGAGCAUUUAGGUUCCAACUGUUUUCAAGAAUUUGCAACAUUAUAUGAGAGACCGGAGUGGUUUGUGUCA